AUGGCAUUGAAAUUGAUAGAUCAGCCGAUUGAAUGCGCCGUGGGGAUACUUGUCGUGUAUAUUUCUGGAUAUAUAAUUUACCAGCGAUUCUUCCAUCCGCUCGCAAAAUACCCAGGUCCAUUCCUCGCCUCGCUGACCGACCUAUGGCAAGUGUAUCAAUUCAUGACAUUGAAGCAGCCAUACACCCUCACAAAACUUCAUGAAAAGUACGGAUCCAUCGUUCGGUAUGGCCCCGAUAAGUUGAGCGUAACCGACGAGGACGCUGUCCGAUUGAUCUAUCAGACCGGGGCCAGGUACAUGCCCAAGACUGAAUUCUACGAUGCAUAUGGUGCAGCUCAUCCGAACGUCUUCGGCAUGCGUGACGAAGCGGCCCACUCCAUUCGACGACGGCACAUGUCGCACAGCUUCUCCAUGAGCUACGUUAAAGAAAUGGAGCAAUACCUCGAUGCAAACAUAAAGAUCCUACGGGAUAAAAUAUCCCGCCACGCCCUGAAUGAUGAGCUGUUUGAUUUGAAGAAGACAUUGCAUUACUACACUAUUGAUGUGCUGGGUGAGCUUGCCUUCAGCCAGACUUUCGGCAUUCAAGAAUCCGACGACGAAUCCCGUAUACCGCCCGUGAUUGAACAUAGCCUGUUGGCAGCCGUGACAGGUGCCUGGCCGGCUAUGACAAUGACUCUCAAGAAAUGGCUUCCGAAAAUCCCACACAAGGGACUCCAGGCUCUAUUUAAAGGUCGCAAGGCCUGCGCAGACCUAGCUUCUCGAUGUGUCAAUAUCAGAUUGAGCACUCUGCGGUCUAAGAAUGGAACGCCGAAGGAUCUCCCUGAAAGGAAGGAUAUUUUGACUAAUCUGAUCAAUGCUAAGCAUCCCGAUACGGGGGAAAGUCUGACCCAGACUGACUUGGAGACGGAGGCUUUUGGCUUUAUCAUCGCGGGGACUCAUACAACAAGUGCCACAGCGACACUGCUAUUCUACCACCUCCUACAUAAUACCAAUCUGAUGAACCAAUGCGUCACCGAGAUUGACGAAAAGUUGCCCUCUCUCCAGCCCAACCAAAGCGCGUACUCAGUGACAGACGCCGAAGCCUCGUUGCCAUUUUUGCGCAAUUGCAUAAAGGAGAACUUUCGAAUAACCCCCGUCUUCACGAUGCCCCUCGCAAGAAGAGUCUUAAACGCUGAAGGUGUGAUAAUUGCUGGGAAUCAUAUUCCGUGCAGGUCUGUAAUCACGCAUUCCAUCAUAAUCCGGAGGUUUGGGGGGGCAGACCACAAUGUUUUCGACCCGUCGCGAUGGGAUAUACCCGGGGUGGCGAGCAAAGGGCGGCUCUUAAUGCAUUUUGGCCUCGGGGGUCGGCAAUGUAUUGGGAAGACUGUGGCUAUGUCCAAUAUCUAUAAGUUGAUGAGUACGCUGCUGAAGGAGUUCCAGUUUGAAUUGGCGGAUGAAGAGGAGAAAGCGAAGGUACAGAGAGGUGGCUUCCAAGGGGAAAUCCCGGAGAUGAUCAGUGUCGGUAUUAGUGAUCUCGCCUCGCCGCUGAUGGUGAAAGCUCGGAAGAGAAAUUAG
Messenger RNA from Penicillium manginii, 1554 nucleotides. RefSeq lists its product as uncharacterized. The transcript is spliced from 4 exons. Gene Ontology annotation, molecular function: monooxygenase activity; heme binding; iron ion binding. Lineage: Eukaryota; Fungi; Ascomycota; Eurotiomycetes; Eurotiales; Aspergillaceae. The record is from RefSeq and is a predicted model, not a curated record. The coding region runs from base 1 to 1554 and encodes 517 amino acids.